This is a messenger RNA of Lottia gigantea (owl limpet), 492 nucleotides long. RefSeq lists its product as hypothetical. Gene Ontology annotation, cellular component: nucleus. The annotation marks the transcript as partial. The transcript has 2 exons. Gene Ontology annotation, biological process: gliogenesis; regulation of transcription by RNA polymerase II. The record is from RefSeq and is a predicted model, not a curated record. NCBI's taxonomy places the organism in Eukaryota, Metazoa, Mollusca, Gastropoda, Lottiidae. Gene Ontology annotation, molecular function: RNA polymerase II cis-regulatory region sequence-specific DNA binding; DNA-binding transcription activator activity, RNA polymerase II-specific.
AUCUCUUCUUUAGACAAAUAUCAAAUAUGGCCGAAUGGUCACAGUCGUUUCGUUUAUAAUCAGGACCAUGAAGAGGCUAAACGUCACGUGAGUGGUUGGGCCAUGCGUAACACCAAUAAUCACAAUGCCUAUAUAUUGAAGAAAUCCUGUCUUGGAGUGUUUGUUUGUAAUCAAGACUGUUUGUUAGAAAAUGGCGACAAAGUUCAUAUGAGACCAGCUAUAUGUGAUAAAGCAAGAAGAAAGCAAAUUGGUAAACCAUGUCCAAACCCAAACUGUCUCGGACAUCUAGAACUAUUAGCAUGUCGAGGUCAUUUUGGAUAUCCAGUCACCCAUUUCUGGCGACACGUGAAUGGUGCGAUAUACUUUCAAGGCAAAGGUUACCACGAUCAUCCUAGACCGGAAAUAAAAUCUAUAGCAGAAAGCAGACGCCAUACUAGUAGGAAUCGGGUUUUUAGGCAUUCAAAGGUAUGUUCAACUACUGUUUUACUUUAA